Messenger RNA from Fusarium vanettenii 77-13-4, 1641 nucleotides. RefSeq lists its product as uncharacterized. The coding region runs from base 1 to 1641 and encodes 546 amino acids. Lineage: Eukaryota; Fungi; Ascomycota; Sordariomycetes; Hypocreales; Nectriaceae. Gene Ontology annotation, molecular function: N,N-dimethylaniline monooxygenase activity; flavin adenine dinucleotide binding; NADP binding. The transcript has 5 exons. The record is from RefSeq and is a predicted model, not a curated record.
AUGGAGAAGUUCGACUGCGUCGUCGUUGGUGCGGGAUGGUACGGCUUGGCCGCCGCAAAGCAGUAUCACUGCACUUGCCCAGAGGACUCUCUGGUGGUCUUCGAAUCAGAAGCCACCCUCGGUGGCACAUGGGCAGAACAUCGCCUAUACCCAGGCCUCAAGAGCAACAACCUCCUGGGAACCUUCGAAUACCCCGACUUCCCCAUGGAUAGCGCCACGUUCAACAUCAAGCGGGACGAGCACAUCCCCGGCGCCACCAUUAACGCCUAUCUCAACGCCUACGCAGCCAAGUUCGGUCUCAACGACUUGAUCCGCGUCAAGACAAAGGUACUUGUGGCUGAGCAUCAGGACACGGCCGAGGGCGGAUGGGUGUUGACGGUCGCCGGCUCUAAUAAAGAGGAAACCAAAGUCUACGCGCGCCGCCUCAUUAUCGCGACCGGCCUGACUUCCGAGGCUUUCCUCCCGCACUUUGAUGGGCAAGAGGUGUUUGGCGGCAAGAUAUUCCACGGCAAGUAUUUCUUGCAGAACAAGGACACGAUACAAGCAGGCAAGUCCGUGACUGUGUUUGGCGGGACAAAGUUCGCCUGGGAUGCAGUCUAUGCGUAUGUCACAGCUGGUGUCAAGGUUAACUGGGUAAUCCGGUCAUCUGGACAUGGUCCCUGUUGGAUGUCACCGUCGUAUGUGACGCCACUCUUGAGAUGGAUCGAGGAGCUGGCGAACAUUCGGUUCCUCACUUGGUUCAGCCCUUGUAUAUGGGGUGAGGUUGACGGCUAUGGAGGUAUUCGCAGAUUCUUACAUAGCACUGCGUUGGGCCGAGCAAUUGUCAACGGCUUCUGGGGCCUCCUCGGCGACGAUGUAAUAAGGGUCAACAAGUACGACUCGCACCCGAACACGGCCAAGCUGAAGCCUUGGACUGAGGCUAUGUUCACGGGCCCCAGCUACAGCAUCCUCAACUAUGAUACCGACAUCUUCGAGCUCGUCAAGAGUGACUUGGUCAAAGUCCACAUUGGCGAGAUUGACCACCUCAGCCCUGGAAAGGUCCACCUAUCAGACGGUACCGAGUUUGAAUCGGACGCUCUUCUUGCCAAUACUGGCUGGAAACACGUACCGCCUAUGAAGUUUCUACCGGAAGGGAUCGAGAAGGAGCUUGGUCUGCCGCAUGCACCAGCCGAGAGAGCGCCCGAAGAGGACCUCGCGAAUCACCAUUCGCUCAUUAAGAAGGCCGACGACGAGAUUUUUCAGCGCUUCCCUCGCCUCAAGCAACAGCCUGUCUGGAACAAGAACUACGUUCCCCUGACCGACCAGAAAGGCAUCAGCAGUAGCGACGACGUGACACCAUGCACACCCCUCACUCCGUACAUGCUCUAUCAUUUCCUAGUGCCGCCGUCUGAGCGCCUCCUUCGGACUCGCGACAUCGCUUUCAUCGGCGUCAUCAGCAACUUCAGUAACAUGAUCACUGCCCACAUCCAGGGCCUCUGGAUCAGCGCCUACUUCUCGGGUCGACUCCGUGACCUUGGACUGGAGAUUCACCGCAAAGGCAGCUUCUGGUCCGAGAUUUGGAGUCCGUAUGGACCUAAGGAUUACCGGGGGAUCAAUGAAGACUGGAAGGCCAAGUACGGCAGUGACAAGCCGAGCGACUAA